This is a messenger RNA of Ilex paraguariensis (yerba mate), 1929 nucleotides long. NCBI's taxonomy places the organism in Eukaryota, Viridiplantae, Streptophyta, Magnoliopsida, Aquifoliales, Aquifoliaceae. The record is from the annotation of a GenBank genome assembly.
CUACCUAUGUUAUAGUUGGUAUCAUUUCUAUGUAUUGCUUGAUCCAAUUGAUUUACUUCAAUAAUUUUUGUCUUGUUUUUUGUGUAAUUAUGCAAAGAAUAAUUGAAUUAAUUGGUUUUUCAUGAGAAUAAAACCCUGAUUUAUGCAAUUGUUUGAUUUUGUAAGAGCUUUGAGAUUUUCAUAAUAUGGAUCUACGGGUCUUUUGUUCAUAAUAGGAAGAUUUACAAUAAAGUUCCAGACUUUUAGGUAUUCACCACCUGAUCAUGUGUAUGCAAGGAUAAAGUUCAUAUAUGAAAUGAAAGGUCAUUACCUAGUCAAGCCCCUGUUAAUCAAGGGUGCUGGGAAGGAUAUACUGGAUGUAGAUCGACCUAUGGCUUUAUUUCCAUAAAGUACUGCCCUCAAAUUCAGACCCACAAGCUGUGGUUGUUAGACUGACCUUUUGCUAUUCCAAAAUGUCCUCCUUCCCUUUGUUUUUCCAUUACUGCACUCAAAGUCCUUCUGUAUCCAGAGGAGUUCCAUAAUUCUAUUCUUCAACAUACGUGUAGUUAAGAUGCUUUAUUAUAUGCAUAUUGCUAAUCUGAUGCCUCCGUGUUUGUGAUUUGAAGGACGUUUGUGAAAAUAUUUAACCUGUGUUCCAAAGUGGUUGCUUUAAGAUUUAAUUGUACAUGCUUUUUGGAGAUUUUAAGCUAUGAUUUUUUCUAGCUCGGUUGAUCACACAACAAGGGUGCUGAUUGCUCUUGCUACUGUGGCACAGUGAUGGAGUUAGCUUACAGUUUGUAUUAUUUUAAUUGUUGUGACAUCAGUCCCCUGAUUGGUUCUGGCAGAUCCUAGUUUUAAUUACUUUGCAAUUGUGUGAGUGCUCAUAGUCAUGGUUAUUAAUAUUGCUGAUGUUUUUUUUUCCUGGUCAAUUGUAUAGGCGGUGAGGAUGUCAACUCCAGCGAGGAAAAGGUUAAUGAGGGAUUUUAAGAGGUUGCAACAAGACCCUCCUGCAGGGAUCAGUGGCGCUCCUCAAGACAACAAUAUAAUGCUUUGGAAUGCUGUUAUAUUUGGUCCUGAUGACACCCCAUGGGAUGGAGGUACGUUCAAGUUGACUCUCCAGUUUUCUGAGGAUUAUCCAAAUAAGCCUCCUACUGUGCGUUUUGUUUCUCGAAUGUUCCAUCCAAACACCGUAGCUGGCACUAAAGUCCUCAUUCGCUUUGAUCUUUUGCUAGUUUACGCUGAUGGAAGCAUUUGUUUGGACAUUCUGCAAAAUCAGUGGAGUCCUAUUUACGAUGUGGCUGCAAUUCUUACCUCUAUUCAGUCGCUGCUUUGUGAUCCAAACCCGAACUCUCCUGCCAAUUCAGAAGCUGCACGAAUGUUUAGUGAGAACAAGCGUGAGUACAACAGGAGAGUACGAGAGAUUGUCGAGCAAAGCUGGACCGCUGACUAACUUCUUGUGGACACCAUAUAGAAGAGGAGGAGGAGAAAAAAUACCUGCCAAGAUGAUUGGAUGCAUCGUGUCCAUUGAGAGGAGUUUCUGAACCUGCCUGCACAGCUCAGAAAUAAAGAUAAACAAGAUUAGCACAAUUGAUCGCCUAUUCUGAAUCUCAUGCCAGUAUCAAUUUUCAUAACAUCUCAGGCCUGGUUCGGUUUGCAUUUGAGAAACUGUUUUUCACUUUGAGAAACAGUUUUUGGAAAAAAAACUAUUUGACUAGUUGUUUUUUAUUUUUAUUUUUUGAAAACUGAGAACAAAAAUUGGGUAGAUUUUAGAUAACAAGUUAGAAUUGUUUUGUGUGUUUGUAGAAAUAUCCUUUCCAAAUUUAGAAAACACCAGCACCACCACAUUUAUGUUUUUCUUGUUUUUUGGGUAACUGUCCAAAUAAGUUUUAACGUUUUUUAUUCCGUAAAAUUAUUUUUGGAAUCAUAUAACCAAACAAGUUAUGCGACAAA